Dothidotthia symphoricarpi CBS 119687 is the source of this 2294-nucleotide messenger RNA. RefSeq names its product UDP-galactopyranose mutase-like protein. Lineage: Eukaryota; Fungi; Ascomycota; Dothideomycetes; Pleosporales; Dothidotthiaceae. Bases 284 to 1894 code for a protein of 536 amino acids. The transcript is spliced from 4 exons. The record is from RefSeq and is a predicted model, not a curated record.
CCCAAGAAUCGAAACAAUUGCAAAGUCACAGCGUCCAAUCAGUACCCCCACGAUGCACGCCAUCUAUAUGAUCGUCUGCAACCAUGUCGUGCCCCUUUAAUUCGCCAUUGCCGCAUCAAGCUCCCCAGUCGAGUUUGUGUCUUCCGAACCUGUGGUGCUAGUAGCGUCAACGUCCUUGGCGCGCUUGUCUAUCGCGAACUAUUAAUCUCUCCGCCACGCCACGCUCCAGACUUGCUGGCCACCGCUGUCUGACUGAACCAAUACUCGCCUACACGCCGAGUACAUGUUAAACUACGCCCGACAAACAUUGAAGAGAGUUCCUAGUUUCCAAGAACUCUUGCAGGGAAAGAUGGGUGCAUCCAAAGAGGAAAUUUCAGUCGACGUGCUCGUCAUUGGUGCUGGACCAACUGGUCUGGGAGCAGCGAAGCGUCUCAACCAAAUUGAUGGCCCCUCAUGGCUGAUUUUGGACUCGAACGAGACGCCUGGCGGUCUGGCCUCUACGGACGUCACCCCAGAAGGCUUCCUCUAUGAUGUUGGUGGCCAUGUCAUCUUCUCCCACUACAAGUACUUCGACGACUGCAUCGACGAGGCCCUACCCAACGAGGACGAUUGGUUCACCCACCAGCGUAUCUCCUACGUCCGCUGCAAGAGCCAAUGGGUGCCCUACCCCUUCCAGAACAACCUCUCGAUGUUGAACAAGGACGAUCAGGCAAACUGCGUCGACGGGCUGAUCGACGCUGCCCUGGAGGCGCGUGUGGCAAACACGAAGCCCAAGGACUUCGACGAAUGGAUCAUGCGACAGAUGGGUACUGGCAUUGCAGACCUCUUCAUGAGGCCAUACAACUUCAAGGUCUGGGCUGUGCCUACCACCAAGAUGCAGUGCCAAUGGCUUGGUGAGCGCGUUGCCGCUCCCAAUGUCAAGGGCGUGAUCAACAACAUCAUCCACAACAAGACCGCAGGAAACUGGGGUCCCAACGCAACUUUCCGCUUCCCCGCUCGAGACGGUACUGGUGGCAUCUGGAUCGCUGUUGCGAAGACCCUGCCAGAGUCGAACACUCGUUACGGCGAACACAGCACAGUCACCAAGGUCGACGCGGACAACAAGCGCGUAAGCCUCAAGGACGGCACUGUGGUCAACUACAACAAGCUCGUCAACACCAUGGCCGUCGAUGCUCUCGUUGAGUCUAUGGGUGACAAGGAACUCAUCGAUUUGAGCAAGGGUCUCUACUACUCGAGCACCCACGUCAUUGGCGUGGGUAUCCGUGGUGAGCGUCCCGAGCGCAUUGGUGACAAGUGCUGGCUAUACUUCCCAGAGGACGACUGCCCAUUUUACCGUGCGACUAUCUUCUCCAACUACUCCCCACACAACCAGCCUGAGAAGGACGUCAAGCUGGCCACUCAACAGCUCGCCGACGGCUCGAAGCCCAGCUCCACCGAGCCCAAGGAUGGCCCGUACUGGUCGAUCAUGCUCGAGGUUUCCGAAUCUGGCAUGAAGCCCGUCGAUGCGAAGAACCUACUGAGGGACUCCAUCCAGGGUCUCAUCAACACAGAGAUGAUCAAGUCUGACGACGAAAUCGUCUCCACAUAUGUCCGCCGCUUCGACCACGGCUACCCCACUCCGUCCCUUGAGCGUGAGGGUGUUCUCACCAAGCUCCUCCCCGCUCUCCAGGCCAAGGACAUCUGGUCGCGCGGCCGAUUCGGUUCCUGGCGCUACGAGGUCGGCAACCAGGACCACUCGUUCAUGUUGGGCGUCGAAGCCGUGGACAACAUUGUCAACGGCGCUGUGGAGCUUACGCUUAAUAACCCCGACUUUGUCAACGGGCGCAAGAACGAGGAACGCCGUCUUCAGGACGGUGCGCAGGUCUUCGCCAAGUCGAAGAAGGCCCUUGACUGAGUGCACACACACGGACGGUCGACGAGCAUGUAAUGAAUCUGGAGCACAUUUACGGGAUACCACGCACAAUCUGCAAUGUCACGAACGGAAUAGGAUAGGAUGGGAUGGGAAGGAGGCACAUGGGUGCCGGGGCAGGAGUAGAAUUAGCAUAUGUGCAUGGAUGUUUUUUUGGAGGAUGGAUGGAGACUAUCUUGCCGAAGCUAUUUCUUCACUAUAGAAAAACAUCGUUGAGGCUUUGUCAAAAGCUUCGUUUAGACAUCUGAUGGGUCGGCAUUUUUUGUAGCAAUGUAGACUUGGAUUCCGUUGUUUUGUCGUAUAUAUUGCCCUUCCUUGGUUUUAUGAAACGAUGCAUCGUCCACUUUUUGCCUCGAGCGAGUUUCUGCUGUUCUGCUUUAUUUUC